Messenger RNA from Acyrthosiphon pisum (pea aphid), 1454 nucleotides. Its product is annotated as androgen-dependent TFPI-regulating protein. The coding region runs from base 85 to 876 and encodes 263 amino acids. Gene Ontology annotation, cellular component: endomembrane system; membrane. Lineage: Eukaryota; Metazoa; Arthropoda; Insecta; Hemiptera; Aphididae. The record is from RefSeq and is a predicted model, not a curated record. The transcript is spliced from 5 exons.
AUUACGACCUCCACGUCCGCCGCCCAUCACGAUGCGCGCGUAUGUGCGUGUACCGCGGCGGCGAGCCGAUCAUUUCGGUUCGACAUGUGCACGAUGGUGUUGGUCAACAGCGGCGCCCGGCAACCGCCCGCGGCCAUCGUCCGGCUCGUGGUCCACGGAACGCUGGCGUGGCUGUACUUCCACGUCAUGUGGAUGGCCGGCUCCGUGGACUGGGACUCGAUCGAGUUCCCGACCAUCAGCGAAGUGGGAAAGUUCAUGUCGUUCAUGCUUACGAUGUGGACGCUAAUCAUGCAUUUAGGAUUUUUCAUGAUAGCUACAGUAUUGGAUUUUUUUGAAUUGAUGCCAAAGUCUGUCAUUAUCGGAAAACUGGUCAACAAAAUUCGAGAGAUGAAUGACUUCUUUUUCAUGACUGUGAUGCUGCCAAUAUCUAUAUGCGUGUGUAGCGGAUUUUGGUCAGCAUGGGUAUUAUUUAACGACAUUAUUUAUCCAUCAGCUGUAAACAAUGUCGUACCUGUAUUUAUCAAUCACGUGUCACAUACGACUCCUAUUUUUGUUGUGUUUAUUGAAUUGUGUCUCUGUUACCAUGCAUCGCCGAGAGUGAAACCGGCCAUUGCCAGUCUCGUCACCGUUGAAACUAUUUACCUAUCUACGAUGAUCAUGUUGCGAAUUCAACACGGCAGAUGGGUGUACUUACUGAUCGACAUUUACGUAAACACGAUUCCAAAAUUUAUCUUUGUGUUUUCGUUCCUUAGUUACAUCGUACCUAUUAUCUUCUUGGUCAGUUGUCUCAGAUUGAAUAACUAUAUCUGGGGUUUAAAAACUAGCGGACGCAUUUCCAAAGACGUUUCUUUCCAACGUAAUAAAAAAAUUACGUGAAGAGGAGCUCCCUUACACGUGGUCUUGCUGAAAUUUUAUGUGGGAGAAUUUUCAUAUUGUGUAUAAUAAUAUUAAAGUGUAAAAACUAAAAAUGCACAUUAUAUUAUUGUAAUAAUUUUAUUUUUACAUAAUUAGCAAAUGCCCUUCCAGAUUACACAACACGAUUAUAUUAUUAUCUGCUGUCUCGAACAAGAAAUUUAAAACGUAUAAUACAUAACACAUUUUAUUAUGUUACAUGCGUAUUCCUUCCUAUUUUUUUCUUUUGAAAAUUCAACAAGCAUAUUUAAUUUAGUAGGUACUUACAUAUUAUAGAUAUAUUAUAUAACUUACAUUUUAUGGAUAAUUCAUCUAAUGGUCUCAAAUGUGAUUUUUUAUUUAAAUUUAUUUUAUACAACUAUAUAUUUAUAUGUAACUGCAUUAACUGUCCAUACAUUUCUAUCAUUAGCUAAAACAAAAACAAUGUACAUCACGAUUAUUAAUAUAAAGUUGAAAAUGUUAUCUCUGUAGAAUCCGUGUUUUUUUCGAAUAAGAAAUUUAACUAUAUUAAUAUAAAUAUAAAUUUAACCUACCUAUAUUUA